Molecule: messenger RNA, 588 nt
Organism: Symbiodinium pilosum
Lineage: Eukaryota; Dinophyceae; Suessiales; Symbiodiniaceae
Source: the annotation of a GenBank genome assembly
AUGAUGAAUUGCCCUGGUGCGUCUGAAGCUGAAGGUGUUGGCGAACCACUCCCGUGUACGAAGGAGAAGAUGCAACCCCUUCGUCCACGGGCCCAUCAGACACGAGGACGGCCCAUCCAGAGCCCGGCUGCCUGGGCCUCUGCACGAGCCAAAGGAGUUGUUGCCCAAGUGUCAUCGGCACCGAAUCGCCUGGAGGUCCGCGUCGAGCUAGCGCUGGACUCACCGCUGCCACCUUUUCUCUGGGCCACUGCAGCAGCGGAAGGUCGAGGCCCGCUUCGUGAGCGGCCGGGCUUGGCUUUUUGCGGCUUCUACUACCGCACCAUCGACUUCAACGCUGCACCAGCCUUUGCACACACUCAAUUUCGCUUCUACCUUUUCUGGAGCCGUUUCUUCAGCGAUUGGAAGAUUGCCGGCGCACUGAGUGAGAAAGGUGCUUGCACUGCCUUCUUCGAUGGUAGCCGUGAUGACCCUCCAUGGGGCCGUGCAGCUGGUGGUGAUCCAAAGCCACAGCAAUGGGCGGUGUGGGACGCCGCGGCUGAUUCGUUCGCGAAGCGCUCCGUGCUGAUAAGGCCGCUGAAGAGCGCCUGA